AUGACCCGUUUGGGGCCAUAUAGGAUUAACGGGUUGCAUGCCUAUGAACUGGUUGGAAUUGGGUUUGGUGACUUAUAUAGUACUGGCCCAGUGGUCUGAUAAACAUGUUCAUUUGCUGUUGGUAUUGCCAAGCCUGUGAGUGAUAAAUGCUUUCCAUGUCUCGGGACCUAAGUAGUUUAGUUUGCCUAAAACAUGGUUGAUUGGUUCAAAGUUGUGAAAUUUUAUAAUUAUCCAUUUUGGGACAAAAUUUUGGUUUUCAAAAAAAUAACAGUGCAAUUAUGGUUUUGAAAGUUUAAAGAUAUCGUAAUAUUUUUAUUACCUUAGCUCAUUGCUGCAACUGUAAUAAAUGAUUAUGAAACUUGGAUGAUAAGUUUAUGUGUGUUUUUUCUGCUCACUAAUUGUUUGUAGAAUGCAUCUUAUAUAUACGUCUAUGAAGAAGUUUGUAAUCUAUCUUUUGAAAUUAGAGUUCAAAGAUUAAAGUGUUCAAGUUUCUGACUCAAGAUGGCAACAGCUGGAGAAAACGACAGUAAUGCUCUGGCGGUGAUUGAAGGGGACAAUGCUCAGACUUAUCCAGAAUCACAGCCUAACAAACGCAGGAAAAAGAAAUCCAUAGUCUGGGAGCAUUUUACAAUAGAAACUAUAAGUCCUGAUUGUAGAAGGGCAUUCUGUAUGCAGUGCAAGCAAAGUUUUGCAUAUAGUACUGGAUCUAAAGUAGCUGGUACCAGCCAUCUCAAGCGGCAUAUUGCCAAGGGAACCUGCACAGCUCUACUGCGCAAUCAAGCGAAUCAAUCAUCACCAUUUACUCCUGGGAGUGGAAAUGGCAGUGUAACUGAUCCACCAAAACGUCGUUACAGAUCCCCUAGCACACCAUAUGUUGCGUUUGAUGCAGAGCGUUGCCGCAAUGAAAUUGCUAGGAUGGUCAUCAUGCAUGACUACCCUCUUCACAUGGUUGAGCAUUCUGGCUUCGUAUCUUUUGUUCAAAAUCUUCAACCUAGGUUCAACACUGUCAGCUUCAAUACCGUCCAUGGGGAUUGUGUUGGAACGUACUUGAGGGAAAAGCAGAAUGUUAUGAAGUUUAUUGAGGGAAUGCCUGGACGAGUUUGCCUUACCUUGGACAUGUGGAUCUCAAGUCAAAGUUUAUACUAUGUCUUUGUUACUGGGCACUUCAUUGAUAGUGAUUGGAAGCCACAUAAGCGGGUGCUUAAUGUUGUGAUGGAACCAUAUCCGGAUUCAGAUACUGCUCUCAGCCAUGCUGUUGCUUGUUGCCUUUCGGAUUGGAGUUUGGAGGGCAAACUAUUCUCUGUUACUUUCAAUCAUCCAGUGAGCGAAGCUGGGCUUGAAAAUCUUAGAUCCCUACUUUGCCUUAAAAAUCCUCUCAUUCUCAAUGGUCAAUUGUUGAUUGGGAAUUGCAUUGCCCAAACUUUAGGUAACCUUGCAAAGGAGGUGUUAUGGGCUGGGCGGGACAUUAUCAAGAAAAUCCGUGAUAGUGUAAAGUAUGCAAAGACUUCGGAAUCUCAUGAGGAAAAAUUUCUUGACCUAAAGCAACAACUCCAAGUCCCCAGUGAGAAAGAUCUAUCCAUUGAUGAUCAAUCUCAAUGGAAUACAACAUAUCAGAUGCUGGUGGCCGCAUCAGAGCUAAAAGAAGUUUUUGCUUGCUUGGAUACAUCUGAUCCUGAUUACAAAGAGGCCCCAUCCAUGGAAGACUGGAGGCAGGUUCAGACUUUAUGUGCUUUCCUGAAACCUCUCUAUGAUGCAGUUAGCAUGCUUAACUCCACAACUAAUCCGACAACAGUUGUGUUCUUUCACGAAGUAUGGAAGAUCCAGACAGAUCUGGCUCAUGCAGUUAUAUAUGAGGAGCCAUUCGUCAGCAGUCUUACCAAAUCCAUGCAAGAAAAGCUAACCAAAUACUGGAAGGAUUGCAGCUUGGUAUUGGCAAUUGCAGUAGUCAUGGAUCCCCGUUUCAAGAUGAAGCUCGUCGAGUUCAGUUUUAGAAAAAUGUACGGUGAAGAUGCAGAGUCAUAUAUCAAAAUUGUUGAUGAGGGGAUCCAUGAGCUCUUUCUCGAGUACGUAGCACUUCCGUUGCCUCUAACUCCGACUUAUGCUGAAGAAGGUAAUGACAGCAAUAUCAAAAUAGAGGACCACCCGGGCACUCUUCUGACAGACAAUGGACUCACUGAUUUUGAUGUCUAUAUCAUGGAGUCUGCAAGCCAGCAGAUGAAGUCAGAGCUGGAUCAGUACUUGGAAGAGUCUUUAUUGCCUCGUCUGCAUGAUUUUGACGUGUUAGGGUGGUGGAAGUUGAACAAACAGAAAUACCCAACUCUUACCAAGAUGGCUCGCGAUAUAUUAAGUAUUCCAGUAUGCUCUGCUACUCCUGACUCCAUAUUUGAUACUAUGACUAAAGAGCUGGAUCCAUACCGGAGUUCUUUGCGACCCGAGACGGUGGAAGCCCUUGUGUGCGCUAAGGACUGGCUUCAGUAUGUAUCUGUCGACGUUCCUUCGAAUGCAAUUGUGAAAAUGGAAUUUUAGGUAUAGAGUUUGCUCGAGUAUGAUGUGUAAUGAUGGUAGGUUUAGUUCUAUGAGUCAGCAGUAGGUAACCUCAUGUGUUAGCAAAAGCUUCUAGGUUGUUCAGAAAUAGCCAACACUCUUUUAACCAUACAAAUCAGAUUGUCUGUUAUUUUAAUGGUUAUUUGGUUUUGUCAACACUAAGAUGUAUUUAAAAUCAAAUACCGUUGAUUGUUCA
Molecule: messenger RNA, 2740 nt
Organism: Mercurialis annua (annual mercury)
Lineage: Eukaryota; Viridiplantae; Streptophyta; Magnoliopsida; Malpighiales; Euphorbiaceae
Product: zinc finger BED domain-containing protein DAYSLEEPER-like
Exons: 2
Coding region: 502-2526 (674 amino acids)
Molecular function (GO): DNA binding; protein dimerization activity
Source: RefSeq, a predicted model, not a curated record